AAAAAAAGCGAAAUAAUCCCGAGGUGAGGAGCCGAGGAGCGAGGCGGACCCGGGCGGGAUGUUGUGGCGUCUCCGAUGAUUUUUCCUUCGCUUCGUUCGCGGUGACUCGGAGCCGCCGUCAGCUCUUCGCCGUCGACAUUACCGCACUUCACAUAUCUUCCUGCUCCUUUAGAUCCAGCCAGCGCAAGGAUUUUUUUCCCUCUCUCCCCCCUACUACUCCUCCUUCGUAAUAAAGUCGCCAUUUUGCUUCACUGCCUGUAUAAACCGUCCCGUAUUUUAAUAUUUUUUAUUUCCCCCUGAAGGAGUCGCGGAGCUGUUUCCUGCUGAUUUCUGGCCAUUAGUGUUUUGGGGCGACACACGGAGGAGGGUGACGAAGAGGAGGAGGAAGGAGAAGGAGAAGAAGUACCUCGUGGGUUUUUUUUUUUUUGCGUGUUAAUGCGGGAGAGGAGCAGAGGGGGCGAGCCGACUGGAAACUGGGAAUAAGAGGGGGAAAACUCUCCGGGAUUUUCUGUUCAUGCGUGGACGACAUUUCUCUUUUUCCUUCUUCAUCCUCCACCUCGUCGAGUGGGCAGGAGCGGGAGGAGGUGGGGGGGGGGGGACAGGACGACGGUGACGGCUGUCCACUUCCUCUCGGUCCCCCCUCCACCACCGGCAGCCCCGGUGUGACCGCUCCUUGACGCACAGCAGGUGGGACUGAGAUGUAACACAACACCGGUGGAGCAGAGGACAGACAACCGCCCACUCAGGUGCCCGUCUCCUGACCCCCCCAACCUCCCGCCCUCACGUGGGGGGUGACCCGGGGCCACCGGGCCCCACAGAGCCGGGGGACUGUCUGACAGUUCAGGCAUGGAGAGCCCAAGUGGCCCCAGGCUUGGGAAGCUGUCCUCAUCAGGGCUGCCAAAGGGCCGGACUCCCAAGCAUGGACAUCCCCAGGAGCCUGUCAGAACUACGUCCAUCCCUGAAAACAACAACAGACACAGUCCAAUGUGUGAUGAGCCAGCAGAAGGAAAGAGGAAAGGUCGUCCCAAAGCAGAAGUGCAGGAACUCAGAAGCAUCCCUGCCCAUAUGAUAGUGCAAUGGAAGGAAGAGUUUAAGCGCCGCUCCAGGGUUAAGUGUCCGUGUUCAGGCUGCUGGUUAGAGUUUCCCAGCAUCUAUGGCGUCAAGUACCACUAUCAACGCUGCCAGGGGGCCACUGUAGCUGAGAAGCUGAGUCAUGGCUGCCCCUACUGUGAGGCAGUGUUCGCCUCAAAGGUCCGCCUGCAGAAGCACAAGCUGUGGAACCAUCCUGACAGGGUUACUAUGGAGCCCAAGGAUGAGCAGCAAAAACUUCAAAAGGCUCCUGUCAAGUCUAACACCAAGAAAAGGCCCAUGGAGAACAGCCCCCCCUCUCCUGUGUUCUUCAAAGUGAAAAAGACCCACGAGGUGUCCACGCCCUCUCAGAACGGGGAGCUGGCCCACCAGAGGAGUGAGAGGAAACAGCACAGUCACGGCCAGCCUUCACAGCAGAUUCACCAGUCUCAGCCAGUCUUUCCUCAGUCCCAGCAGUCACAGUCCCAGAGCACGUCAUCCGAUGCAGGGGGCAGUGAGAGUGAGGGGGGAAGUCUUCCCCCUUCUUACCUAGAUGAAGACCCAGAGCGAAUGAAGCACAGACGGAAGCAGAAAACUCCCAAGAAAUUCACUGGAGAGCAGCCUUCUAUAUCUGGAACAUUUGGAUUGAAAGGUAUGACUAAGGUAGAGGAAAAGCUAAAAGCAGGUCGUGCAAAGAGACCAGAGGGGACUGGGUUCAGUGAGGAGCCGCAGAGAAGACCCACUUCAAGUCAGUCCUCCAAGAAAGACCCGGCCACAACAAGCUCUGGUGCUGUUCCCGACACCCAGUGGCAACGAGCAAUCUCAGAGCGGGGUGAAGUGGUGUGUCCCACCUGCUCCAUCGUCACCAGGAAAACAAUCCACGGCCUCAAGAAACACAUGGAGAUUUGCCAGAAGCUCCAAGACGCCCUGAAGUGCCAGCAGUGCCACAAACAGUUCAGAUCCAAGGCCGGCCUCAACUACCACACCAUGGCUGAACACAGCACCAAGCCCUCAAGGAGCGAAGGCCAGACGGGCGACGAGCAUGAGGAGAGAGAAAGGCUGCGCCGAGUUCUCAAACAGAUGGGACGAAUCAAGUGUCCCAGUGAGGGCUGCUCAGCCCACUUUUCCAGUCUGAUGGGCUACCAGUACCACCAGAAGCGUUGUGGAGGAGAGUUGUCUGAUGAUGAGAAGCCUGUGUUUAUGUGCCAGCACUGUGGAAAAACCUACCGCUCCAAGGCUGGCAGAGACUACCAUGUGCGUACUGAACACCCCCCGACCAUCACCACCAUGACAGCCACCACUUACAACUACAAGGACAAUAUAACUGACACCAACAACAACACCGGCAAAGAAAGGCAGAGGGGCGUCCCACCGCUCCACCAGGUGGUCCCUGAGGAGGCUCCAUCAGGAGGCCAGAAGCAGCAGAACCAGUCUGAGAAGACGGACUGGCAAGAGAAGGCACCUCCCGUCUGCCACCCUAAGGAGAAGCAAAGGGAAGCCAGGCAGAAGGACAGGGAAAAAGAAAAGGGGAGGGAGCGAGACAAUGAAAGAGCAGUGGAGGACUUUGAAAGGACCCCCAGUGGCAGAGUGAGGCGCCGGUCGGCUCAGGUGGCAGUGUUCCACCUGCAGGAGAUAGCAGAGGAUGAGCUGGCCAAAGACUGGGGCACUAAGCGGCGCAUCAAGGACGACCUGGUACCUGACAGCAAGAGGUUAAACUACACGCGACCUGGCCUCCCCAAUUUCAGCCCAGAGCUACUAGAGACCUGGAAGAACCAAGUCAAGGAGAAGGGCUUCAUCUGCUGCAGCAAUGAAAACUGUGAAGCUGUGUAUUCCAGUGUGUCGGGACUUAAAGCUCACCUUGCCAACUGCAGCCAGGGUGGUGGAGAACUGGGGAAGUACAUGUGUCUGAUCUGUCAGAAGGAGUUUAGUUCAGAGAGCGGUGUGAAGUACCACAUCAGCAAGACACACUCACAGAACUGGUUUCGUGCAGCAGCCACUGAAGUGGUCUCCAGUAGCAAGAGCAAAGCACCGGAGGAUAACGGGAUCAAACCUGAGGUGAGGAACUGUGCCACCACUGGUAAGAAGAGGGGCCGCAAGCCCAAAGAGCGCCCCUCUGUGAUCGCGCCUCUUCAAACAAACACUGAAGCACCUGCCGCCACUCAAAAUUCAACCCUUGCCGUGACUCCUACCUUGGGCCCAACACAAUCUCCGACCUUGAUCCCCGACCCAACGGACAAUGCUAGUUCAGGCCAAAACAGACAGUCCGUCCCCUCGGCCACCCGGCGAAGCAAACCCAAGAGGCUGUCUUUAUCAGAGUAAUUCUGCUUUCGUCGCCCCAGGAGACAGAGAGGAAGCUCAAUGUAAAUGUUAUGUCAAGGACUUGGCACUGAGAAGAAGGUUAAAACAGCCAUUAAGAAGUAAAACACAAUCCCCAGAGUUUAAUGUGUCUAUUGUUGAAAACAAUACUCAUGUAACAGUAGUGUUUUAUUUCUCCAUUCCACUUUAUCUUUUUCAAGGCACACAUUUCAGUAUCUGUACUCACAGCAGGGGGUGACAGUCGUAAUGAAAGAUUAAAUCCUAGGUAGAUUUUCUAAACAGAGGUAGUAUUCCAAACAAAUGGAGAGCAAAUCUCUUUACAAGAUUCAUGUUAUGUUUGACAGGUUUUUAAAAAGAUAUUCUAUUAGCAUGGUGAAGCCUUU
Molecule: messenger RNA, 3767 nt
Organism: Paralichthys olivaceus (Japanese flounder)
Lineage: Eukaryota; Metazoa; Chordata; Actinopteri; Pleuronectiformes; Paralichthyidae
Gene: znf512b
Product: zinc finger protein 512B
Molecular function (GO): zinc ion binding
Source: RefSeq, a predicted model, not a curated record